AUGGUCAUCCAACUGCACGACGAUCAACGCGGCCAAGUCAGGUUGAACAGUGAUCUCUCUGAGCCCUUUCCCAUUGUCAAUGGCGUGAAACAGGGUUGUGUUCUGGCACCUACUCAGUUUAGCAUCUUCUUCAGGAUGAUGCUCAAGCAGGCCACUGAAAACCUAGGCUCCGCAGCUCUUCGUACUCGAUGUCAGUAUGAAGAAGACAGAGGGCCUCCACCAGCCAGCACCCCUGCGCACCGCCCUCCUCACAUCACUAUUGGCGAGACUGAGCUGAAAGUAGUUCACCAGUUCACCUACCUGGGGUGUACCAUCACAUCAGAUUCCAAGAUCGACAGGGAAGUGGACAACAGACUAGCCAAGGCAAACAGCGCUUUCGGCAGACUCUACAAGAGAGUCUGGAACAACAAACAGCUGAAGAAGGGUACGAAGAUCAGUGUCUACAGAGCCGUCAUACUCACCACCUUGCUGUACUGCUCCGAGUCAUGGGUAACAUACCGUCACUACCUACAACUCCUAGAGCGCUUCCACCAGCGCUGUCUCCGCACCAUCCUCAACAUCCACUGGAGUGACGUCACCAACGUUGAGGUUCUCGAACAGGUAGAGAUCACCAUCAUCGAGGCCAUGCUGCUGAAGUUGCAGCUUCGCUGGGCAGGGCGCGUCUCUAGAAUGGAUGAACAUCGCCUGCCCAAGAUAGCCCUGUACGGCCACCGUGACAGAGGUGCACCAAAAAAACGCUACAAAGACUCAAAAAGUUCCUCGGUGCCUGCCACAUUGACCGCAGUCGCUGCGGCCGGACAUGCCUGUCCCGCAUCGGUCCUGCAGUCGAUGUGGACAGCCCCUUUCAUAAUUUUCGUUCGCGGAGCCAAGCCAUGA
This is a messenger RNA of Penaeus monodon (black tiger shrimp), 876 nucleotides long. RefSeq lists its product as uncharacterized. The record is from RefSeq and is a predicted model, not a curated record. The coding region runs from base 1 to 876 and encodes 291 amino acids. NCBI's taxonomy places the organism in Eukaryota, Metazoa, Arthropoda, Malacostraca, Decapoda, Penaeidae. The transcript is spliced from 2 exons.